GUAUCUAUAUCUAUCUUCAAAAUACAUACACAGUUAAAGUGCAUUCCAAAUUCUCAAGCUUUGAAUCAUCAAAAAACGUGCACCCAGGGUUUGAAAUUUGAUUUCCAAAGGUCAAAAUCAAACCAUAAUUUUUUGGCAAUUUUUUUGGUCAAUCUUUUACACAAGUAAAAAGAAUUCAAAGACGUGUGUUAAAUAUUUUCCACAAGGGUUGUUAUAUAUAUAGCUGAGGGUUGAGAUUUGUCAUAUUCAUCAUCAAUUCACAAGCAGAAAAAAAAAACACAAAGAAACCUUCAACUCCAUUGUUGUACAAGUUUAUACAAAAGCAGAGCAAGUGGUUGCAAAAAAUACUGAAUUCUUGAUUCAAGGGGGUAUAUAUUAACUGGUAUGGGUUUAUCCUUGUCAUUAUUAUCAUCAGCCUGGAAAAUAAUCUUGCAACAUGGCUUCUUAGAUCUACCUCAUGAUCUCAAUACCAUAGAGAAUCUAUCAAGAUCAGAUAGUUUCAAGAAACCCGAAUCCGAAACCGAAAUUAGCUCAAAAACAUCUGGUGAUUUGGAAGUUUCGAGUCCAACAGUUAGAAGAAGGAAUUCAAUUAGUUUAAACAAGUGUGAACCAUUAAGGAUAAUGCUUGAAACCAGUCUUUCUUUCAAGAACUUGGUCCAGGAGAUUAGAAAACCUGAACCCCAAACCAUGAACCCGAAUCUUGAAACGGGCCAAGUGGGGUCGACAAAUCUUCUUCCUGAGCCUGUUGUGUUCUUUUCACCUCGGCCCGUUAGUGAACUCAAUGUUGCGGCUACUACAGUUCAGAAAAUUUACAAGAGUUAUCGGACACGAAGAAAUUUAGCCGAUUGCGCGGUUGUUGUUGAAGAAUUAUGGUGGAAGGCUUUGGAUUUUGCGGCUUUGGAUCGAAGCUCGGUUUCGUUUUUCAACGUAGAGAAGCAUGAGACCGCGGUGUCCCGAUGGGCUAGGGCUCGAACCCGGGCCGCUAAGGUCGGAAAGGGCUUGUCAAAGAAUGAAAAGGCUCAAAAACUGGCCUUACAACAUUGGCUUGAAGCUAUUGACCCAAGACAUCGGUAUGGACACAACUUGCACAUGUAUUAUGACCUAUGGUUUGAAAGUGAAAGCAGCCAACCUUUUUUCUACUGGUUGGACGUCGGAGAUGGCAAAGAAGUAAACCUCGAAAAGUGUCCGAGGUCGAAUCUACAACGUCAAUGCAUCAAAUAUCUAGGACCCAACGAACGGGAAUCAUACGAAGUGAUUGUCGAAAACGGGAAGCUUGUUUUCCGGCAAAGCGGUUUGCCUUUGGAGACCAUUGAGGGUUCAAAAUGGAUCUUUGUUUUAAGCACCUCAAGGAACUUAUACGUUGGCCAGAAAAAGAAAGGCCUUUUUCAACAUUCAAGUUUUCUAGCCGGUGGCGCCACCACCGCGGCUGGACGACUAGUCGCCCAUGGCGGAGUUCUCGAGGCUAUAUGGCCGUAUAGUGGUCACUACCUCCCAACUGAAGAAAACUUUAGGGAAUUCAUUUGUUUCUUGGAAGAGAACCACGUUGAUCUCACAAACGUAAAGAGAUGUUCGGUUGACGAUGAUGACGUAAGUGUCGGCUUUUCGUUUAAGGUGGCUGAACCCGAAUCGAAGCCUAAACCGCUUGUUAUUCCACAUCCAAGACCGGUUGACAUUCUCCGUACACCUACUCAUACAAGCCUAAACCGCUUGGCUAGCCGUUUAUCAUGCAAGUGGACAUCGGGAACCGGUCCACGUAUCGGGUGUGUUCGCGAUUAUCCAGCCGAGCUACAAUUCCGAGCACUUGAACAGGUCAACUUAUCUCCUCGUGUCGUGCCUACAAACUAUGCGGCUUAUGGUCCGAUCCCGUCACCAAGACCUAGCCCAAAGGUUCGGCUCUCGCCUCGGCUUUCGUACAUGGGACUCCCAAGCCCGAGGACUCCUGUGGCUACAAGUAGCUAAGCUAAUCAAAUAAAGGAUGUUGAUUCUAUUCGUUAGUACACGUGACUUAUUGGUUCAUUUUUUUAAUAUGUUUGACAUGCAUUAUCUUGUUAUUAUACCCAAUUUUGAUGGCUGCUUUUUUCGGCAAUUGGGUUUUUUUUAAGCCGAUUAUUUCA
Molecule: messenger RNA, 2114 nt
Organism: Helianthus annuus (common sunflower)
Lineage: Eukaryota; Viridiplantae; Streptophyta; Magnoliopsida; Asterales; Asteraceae
Product: IQ domain-containing protein IQM1
Exons: 7
Coding region: 385-1959 (524 amino acids)
Source: RefSeq, a predicted model, not a curated record